Pungitius pungitius (ninespine stickleback) is the source of this 1840-nucleotide messenger RNA. It is a transcript of the gene igflr1, whose product is annotated as IGF-like family receptor 1. The transcript is spliced from 7 exons. Gene Ontology annotation, cellular component: plasma membrane. The record is from RefSeq and is a predicted model, not a curated record. The coding region runs from base 503 to 1384 and encodes 293 amino acids. Gene Ontology annotation, molecular function: protein binding. NCBI's taxonomy places the organism in Eukaryota, Metazoa, Chordata, Actinopteri, Perciformes, Gasterosteidae.
GACACAGAAAGGCCACUGGACGGAGCCGGAACCCAGGGCCUUCUUGCUGUGAGGCGACAGUGCUAACCACCACACAUUUUAUUUUCUCUUUUAAUGGUAAACACCAAUGUAGCCUUUUUGAUGAAGGACGUAUUACAAAUACACUGGCAUAUGCCAUUCGACUACAUGUUAUCCAUUGCAUGGUACAUCACCGUUGUUCUGGCAUGCGUUCCGUCCGGCAUUGCUUUUGGAGCGUUGCCGGAAUGUUAAUGAGACGUUCUCCCUUCUCUAACACCCCUCUUGCGCGUCUUGCGGCCAGAUGUUUGGUCUCCUCGGAGCGAGCUCUUCUUCCCCUCUGACAUUACGCGCCGCGCUGAAUCUCACUUUUUUCUUUCUUUUUUUUAACACACUCACAUGGGUACCGCUACGUGAGACGUUCGUGCGCGGGUUGAAAUAGGAGGCGCCAUCUUGUCGGAACAUUUGGUCACACAAGUUUUUGGAUCUCGAGCGCAGUUGAGCAACGAUGGGACACUCCGAAAGAUGCCAAGAUCUGGACACCUACUUUGAUAAGGUUUCUUUAGAAUGUAAGCAGUGUCCUCCAAUUCCAGGACAUGGAAUAACCCCCAACUGCGGCUAUGAUGACCAGGGUGGGCGUCACGAGCCCCCCCACAAAGAAUGCAAAAACGGCACCUUUAACGACGGCAGGAGCGCACAUUGCAAACCUUGCGCUCGGUGCCCGCCCGGGUUCAUCUACGCGAGCCCGUGCAACACAACUUCAGACACCGAGUGCCAAGCACCACGAGGGACGACCGGACAUCCCCUCACAAUUCAAACCAAACCAAACCAAGCAACUGCACCCACUCCCUCCCCCCCAGAGGCUCCUGGUGCAGGAAUAAUAUGGGCACUAGCAUUUGCCAUCUUUAUUGGCAUCGCACUCGGUGUGGUAUGUGCUUGUCUAUUCUGGAGGCGGCGGAAGAGAGGUCAGCACGGAGCGUUGGGUUAUCCCAGAAGAUCCAUCAACUCGGGGUUCUCUCCCCUCUCUGCUCCACCUCAUAGCAACGAUUCGGGACACGUUCUGAGUCCCGACAUCCAAUCGGCGCCUUUACAGACGGUGCUGGACAACCUGGACGUUCUGGAAGAGCUCGUCGUUUUGUUGGAUCCCGAAAACCAAGGAGUAAAGAACACCAAGCACCUGGCGUCUCAUUGUUCCUUCCCCGCCACCUGGAUUACAUACAUCUACUCAAUGAAGGAGAGUAAGAGCCCCUUGAAAGCGGUGUUGGAGGCGGUCAGCAGCAGGCACCCCGACUGGACGGUCGGCCACCUGGCCGAGCGCCUCAAGCUUAUGGAGCGCAACGACGCCAUCGCAGUUCUCAGCAAACUGGGAGUGAGUGUGAUGCAAGUGUAACAGACAUUUUGAAUAUAGUGAACUAUGGUAGUGAUUAGAGACAGCCAUUGACUUGUAUCUAAUGGAACAAACCAAGUUGCAUUAUGGGGAGUUUGGGUACUAAUUUUCUUAGGGCAUCGAGAGCUUCAAUUUGGACUUUUCUUUGGGAUUUCCUCAAUAGGAAACAUUUAUAGCAGUGUGGCUCCAACUCAACUCUUUUUUUGUCCCUUUUUUUUUUUUCAAGUACCUGCAUUAGUGAACAUAUUGCGCUGAUAAAACGUAAUUUGUCUGCAUUUAAGCUGAUGAACUGUUUUAUUCAAAACAUUUUUACAAAAUCUUAUUUACACAAAUAGUGAGAUACAAUUGUUAGCAAAACAAAUUCAACUUUCUCCACUUGUUAUAUUUAUGAGACAACAGUGAGGGUGGGGGGGGGGGGGAGGGACGCCUCAUUAUAAGAAAAAAAGGAAUGUGAUGUUC